This is a messenger RNA of Fonticula alba, 354 nucleotides long. RefSeq lists its product as hypothetical. The coding region runs from base 1 to 354 and encodes 117 amino acids. Gene Ontology annotation, molecular function: general transcription initiation factor activity; TBP-class protein binding; core promoter sequence-specific DNA binding. The transcript has 3 exons. NCBI's taxonomy places the organism in Eukaryota, Rotosphaerida, Fonticulaceae. Gene Ontology annotation, biological process: chromatin remodeling; positive regulation of transcription by RNA polymerase II; negative regulation of transcription by RNA polymerase II. Gene Ontology annotation, cellular component: negative cofactor 2 complex. The record is from RefSeq and is a predicted model, not a curated record.
AUGGUACAGGAGAUGCUGCCCGACGAUGUGACCUGCGCGCGCGACGCCUAUGACGUCCUGAUGUCCUGCUGCAUCGAGUUUGUUCACCUCCUGGCGGCCGAGGCCAAUGAGAUCUGCGAGGCCGAGCAGAAGCGCACAAUCCUGCCGGAGCACAUUGUUGCGGCGCUCAAGCGCCUGGAAUUCGGCGAGGAGUUCCUGAAGCCCGUGGAGGAGGCCUUCCCCGAACACAAGAAGGACGCCAAGGAGCGGACAACCGAGCGGCGCAACCAGCGCGAGAAAAGCGUCGUCACCGAUGAGAUGCUCCGGCAGCAGCAGGCGCUGCUGGACAAGGCCCGCGAGAAGUUCUUCAAUUAG